Messenger RNA from Acanthoscelides obtectus, 1001 nucleotides. Lineage: Eukaryota; Metazoa; Arthropoda; Insecta; Coleoptera; Chrysomelidae. The record is from the annotation of a GenBank genome assembly.
AGUCAGCCGCCACUUUGGACGCUCGCUCGGAAUAGUAGUUGAUAGUUGAUGUGAAAAAUGAGUUUCGAUACUGAAAAAUUUAUAAUAGAAAUUCAAAACCGGCCUUGCUUAUGGGAUAGUUCAACAAAUGAUUAUUGCGAUCGUAACUUGAAAAUUAAAGGUUGGGACGAAAUAGUAAACAUAUUUAAAGAAAAAGACGAAAUGACAAACCAAGAAAAAAAACAACUAGCUGAUACAUUGCAAAAAAGGUGGAAAAGUAUUCGUGGUUGCUUCACACGAGAGCUGAACCGGCAAAAAUCUUUGAAGUCUGGGUCUGGUCGUGGACCACGUAAGAGCGAAUAUAUAUUUUUUAAGCAACUGCUUUUUCUCCAGAAGGUGGUCGCGUUAAGAGAGUCUGAGGUCGAAGAAAAAUCAAAAGAGUCAGAUCCUGAUGUUGAAGCUACAAUUCCUGAUACUGAACAAGACUUGCAACAAGGCAGUCAAGCUUUAAGUUGUCCGAAAAGAAUGAAAACCAAAAAGAAUAAUGCACCUGAAGAUGACAAAUUUUUAGAAGCCCUUAACAAAUCCAUCAAAAGUAGAGAACAAUAUGAGGUUGAGAAUCAAGAUGACGACAGGUUAUUCAUGCUGUCUUUAGUUAGCACCUUAAAAAACGUGCCUCCUCAAAAAAAAAUGGCAACUAAAAUGAAAAUAAUGUCAAUUUUUGAUGAAGCAACCCGCCAUGUGCUCAACAUUGAUGAUAGUACAUUAUACCGUCAAAACUACUGGUCACAAACAGAAUCGUCGUCGUCACAAAGUUAUCACCCUGGAUAUUCUACUGUUCCUAGAGAAACCCAACCCAUGAUAAACAGCACUGAGUAUUUAUCUAGUGAACCGUUUAGUGCACCACCGUCAAAUAUGCCAAAUGUUUCAGAAGAUUCCUCCAUUUUAGAUGUAUAUGAUUAACUUUAAAUGCUUCAUUCUUGAAAAUUAGAAUAAAAAACUGCUUACCUCAAUGACACAAA